Messenger RNA from Rhopalosiphum maidis (corn leaf aphid), 3153 nucleotides. Its product is annotated as DNA-binding protein RFX2-like. Bases 145 to 2961 code for a protein of 938 amino acids. Gene Ontology annotation, molecular function: DNA-binding transcription factor activity, RNA polymerase II-specific; RNA polymerase II cis-regulatory region sequence-specific DNA binding. The record is from RefSeq and is a predicted model, not a curated record. Gene Ontology annotation, biological process: regulation of transcription by RNA polymerase II. Lineage: Eukaryota; Metazoa; Arthropoda; Insecta; Hemiptera; Aphididae. The transcript is spliced from 19 exons.
GAUUAUAGUUCGUUGCACACACACGCAAAGUUUAAGGCAGAACAAAACAAAAGUGGUGUGGAAAAGAGUUUUUAAUUCUUAUUACAACUUAAAAUAAGCAAAUCAUAAUAUUAUUACGCUAUAUUAUAGCCAAUAGGUAAUUCCAUGGCGAUUUCGGUAAAGAGUAGAAUCAAAUUAGAAGAAUCAGCUGGAACUAGCUCUCAAAUUAAUGCUAUAACUGUUUUAAAAACUGGUGAGGUUGGUCAAACUCAUAUCGUACAACCAGUACAACAAACUUCUGUGAAUAUCAAUAGUAAUAGACAACUUGCAAAUGCUUUACCAUAUGGAAUUAAUCCAGUUCAUAAAAAUGUUCCUAAUAAAUUAAUGGAUGAUGAUAAACAUCGCCUAGAUCAUAAAAAUAGAAAUUCUUCUACAGUUGCUGUCAAUAAUGAUCAUUAUGUUGUAACAGCAUUAGUUCCCAAAAUAGAGCCUAUUGAUUCUUAUGACAUUGAUUCUACUUAUGUACAGUAUGUUGAAGAAACUGAUAAACAGACAAUUUUCAAAAAUGAACAAAAUAUGACGUACCCAAUUUAUACUGUGAAUGAGAGUGGAACAAUGUAUCAAGCUGGUCAGACCCAUUACGCUCCAAGUACAAAUUCGUAUUCACAAAUUAUAAACACUUUAGGCCAACCGACAUGUCAUGCCCAAAUUAUAAGUAAUGGAACCUAUAUUGUACAACAGAAUGUUGACAAUUAUCAUACUAUUAUUUCUACUUCUCAAAGAGACAGCCCAAAUUCUACUAUAUCUUCGGAUAUGUCAUAUCAUACAGUAAGCACUAUUGACUCUGACAUAACAAACACAAAUAUAAAUCAAUUGAAUGAUAUCAAGUUAAAUACAGUAAUGCAAAACUCCAGUCUUAUGCGCACAAAUAAAAUUUCUCCUGUAAUUAUCAACUGGCUGAUGGAAAAUUAUGAAAUGGCUGAAGGAGUGUCAUUACUUCGAUCAACAAUAUAUAAUCAUUAUUUAACACAUUGCUCGAAAACUAAAAUCGAUCCUGUAAUUGGACCAUCAUUUGGUAAAAUUAUCCGAUCUGUGUUUACAGGAUUACGUACUAGACGUCUUGGAACUCGAGGAAAUUCCAAAUAUCAUUAUUAUGGUAUUAGAAUUAAAGCUAGUUCAUUAUUAAAUGACUUUAAAGAAGAAGAAAACCUAUCAAAUCAAACAAACCAAAAUAGUAGUUCAAAAAAUAUUAAAUUGAUUAACAUGGAAGAAGAAAAUUGCAAUCAAUACACCAAUAACAAUUCAGAUUCUACUAAUUGUUCUCAAAACUUUAUUCCAUCUUCUCCUCAAGCACAAGAUCAAGAAUAUUUAGGCGAUGGUACUAAUGUUGUACCAGAAUUUCCUGAUAUUAUAUUGAAUGAACUAGAAUUGGAUGAUAAUUGUACUUUAGAUGAUGUAGAUACAUUCAAAAAUUUGUAUCGUGAACAUUAUGAAGCAUUUUUAGGUGCUAUAUUGAAUUUAGAAUUUAACACUGUUGAGUCACUCUGGCGUCAAUUUUGGUGUAGUCAAGAUAAUAAUAACGAUAAAUGUGAAGAAAAAAAAUGUUUAUCUAAAAAAAAGUUAUAUGCAUUGUCCAAGUGUAAAACAUUGCAAUUAUUUGUGAAAACUGCUGACUUUCUAUUUUAUCAAAACUUAGUAAAAGUUUUAAUUCCAGAUGUUCUUCGAACUGUUCCUAGAACAUUAACACAAGCCAUUAGACAUUUUUCUAAAGGUGUAGAGUCAUGGCUUAUUUCGGCAAUGCAGGGAUGCCCAGAAGAAAUGAUCUCAAUAAAAGUGACUGGUGUUAGAACCUUUGCACAAACAUUGCGUAGAUAUACUACUGCAAGAGCUGUGCUUCAAAAUUAUACCCAAAUAAAUCAAAUGCUUACUGAUUUGAAUCAUGUGGACUUCCGUAAUAUACAAGAACAAGUUCAACUAAUAAGUACUUUGGGAAGUGAAAAUGAUUCAGUUUAUACAAAGAAGAGAGUUUAUAGUAAAAUAAAUGAAUGCUCUGAAAUGAUUUCGGAUUUUAAUGAACUCUCUAAAAAAACAAAAACUCACAACUAUUCGGCCACUACUUCUACAGAUACAGAAUGUUUUAAUGUCUUAGUAAAAAAUCCAUCUAAAGAAACCAACAACAAGAUAUCUAAGAUGGAAAUAAAAGAAGAAAUACAGUCGAAAGAUGAAUUUGAACAAAAACAUAAUUUAAAAAUAGAGUACUUGAAAGAAGAUAUAUUUGAAGAUUAUACACAAGAGAUAUACAAUGAUACUGCUAUGAUUAACUCUUCUUACAAUCCAAGUAUUUCAGAAGUCCAUGAAGAAUACUCUAAAUUAUCUCAUAAAUUAUCAACAAAACAAAAGAAUGAACAGAAAAUAAUAAUUAAGGCGGAAAUAAUGUCACCGACCUACUCAAAUAAACGUAAACGACAGACAACUGAUAAAGAAUAUUCAAAAAACGAUUUUCCUCGAUCAGAGGACUCGGGCGAGGAGGCAUGUGGAUAUGAUAGUAAUAAUCGUUUUGGUGAUUACAAUGAAGAUAAUUUUGAAUUUUUCGCUGCUCAAGACGAUUACAAGUCGGAAUAUCCCACUAUGGAUGACACAGGUCUGUUUUCUUGUCAGUAUUGUGACAAAGAAUUUAGCAAUGCCAAUAGCUUAUCCAGACACGAAAAUGUUCACACUGGAAAAACUCCUAUCGAGUGUGACGUCUGCUUUAAAACAUUUAUCAGCAAAUCAAUAUUGUGUAUACAUAAAAGAUCGCAUACUGGAGAGAAACCAUAUGCCUGCAACGUUUGUGGACGAUCGUUUACACAAAAGUCACAUUUGGUUUUACAUCAUAGAACACACACAGGCGAAAAACCAUACAAGUGCGGCCUGUGUGAAAAAAAGUUCUCAUCAACCAGUGGUCGAGCAGAACAUACGCGUAGACGUCACCCUUACGUUUGAUUGCAGUACACUAUAUACGUUAAUGAUGUCCUAAGAAAUAUUCGCUUCUCCUGAUGAAAACAUAGCUAAUUUAAAUUUGUCGGGAAUCUUUUAAGAAGCAAUUUAAAGUACUUCAACAUUUAAAAUGAACGCAUAAUCUUUCUUAUAAUUUAUUAUAUAAUUAUUGUUAAUUGUUAACACUUUGUAUACCUA